Thelazia callipaeda (thelaziosis nematode) is the source of this 1476-nucleotide messenger RNA. NCBI's taxonomy places the organism in Eukaryota, Metazoa, Nematoda, Chromadorea, Rhabditida, Thelaziidae. The record is from the annotation of a GenBank genome assembly.
AUGCUUUCAUUUCUUGAAAAUGAUAUCAGAUACGUUAUUACCUGUAAAGUUAUUUAUUUUGCGAAAACUUAUUUUGUUGGCACAGGUGUGACUUCUGAAAAGUUCAUGAGAAAUGCAGUGAAUGAGCCGGUGUUAACCUAUCAAAAGGGUAGCGUCGAAAGAAUAGCACUUGAAAAAGCAGUUUCUGACAUAGCUGGCGCAAUAACUAAUGUUCCACUAGUCAUUGGAAAGGAGAAAAUUUUCACAAAUCUAGCUUUAUUUCAGCCUUCCGACCAUCAGAAAGUUAUCGCACGAUUUGCACAUGCUACUAGUGAACAAAUUGAAGAAGCUAUUCGAGUCGGUUUAAAUGCCAAACAAAAAUGGGAGCGCAAGCCAUUAAGAGAACGUGCUGAUGUAUUACUACAUGCAGCUGAUCUGUGUGCCGGAAAAUACCGAAUGAAACUAAAUGCUGCGACGAUGCUUGGGCAAGGAAAGAAUAUUGUGCAAGCAGAAAUCGAUUCAGCUUGUGAAUUGGUAGAUUUCUUCCGAUUCAAUGCAAAAUUUGCUUUAGAUGCGGAAAAAUAUCAACCUAUUUCCCUGAAAAAUGUGACAAAUACUAUGAUUCUUAGGAGCCUUGAGGGAUUUGUUGCUGCGGUUGCACCAUUUAAUUUUACAGCAAUUAGUGGAAAUUUGGCUACAGCUCCCGCAUUAAUGGGUAAUGCUGUUUUGUGGAAACCUGCAUGUACCGCGGUUUUAAGUAAUUACUUCAUUUAUGAGGCUUUGGAAGAAGCUGGCCUUCCACCUGGAGUCAUAUCAUUUUUGCCAUCAAGAGGUCCAGUUUUUGGGGAUGCAAUCACGUCAUCUCCCUUUCUCUCUGCCAUAAACUUUACUGGUUCUGUACCAACAUUCAAAUAUUUGUGGAAAAAAGUCGCAGAGAAUUUAGACACCUACAUUUCAUUUCCAAGAUUGAUAGGAGAAUGUGGAGGAAAGAAUUUUCAUUUCAUUCAUCCGUCAGCGGAUCUGGAUACUGUUGCACCAUGUACUAUCCGUGCUGCGUACGAGUAUCAGGGACAGAAAUGUAGUGCUUGUUCACGAAUUUACGUACCGGAAAGUUUGUGGCCUACUUUACAAGCCAAACUUGAAUCCAUACAAAAAGAAAUAAAAGUUGGAGAUGUUCGUGAUGGUUCAGUUUUCAUGACAGCUGUUAUUGAUGAAAAAGCUUUUAAAUCAAUUCGAUCGUAUAUUGAUUAUGCCAAAACAGGGAAGGAUGGAGCAAAAAUAAUUUUUGGAGGAUCAUAUGAUGACACCAAAGGAUAUUUCAUUCAGCCAACUCUUAUACAAGUUGAUAAUUGGGAUUCAAAAUUGCUUACAGAGGUACAUUUAUUUUUUUUACCAGUGUACAUCAUUGUAGCUCAUUGUAUUGAAUAUGUGAUGACAAUAAAGAACACUUUUCAAAACAUUAUUUACUCUUACAUUUGGAGGGAUUUAAAUCUAUAG